AUGGGAAGAAUCGUGGAAAUUAAAAAAGGAAGAGAUGGAAUUGUAAGAACAGCAGACGUAAAACUUUCGAAUGGCAAGAUCUUUCGACGACCAAUCAAUCUUCUCUAUCCGUUAGAGCAAGAAAUACCACGUGGAGUGUGGAAAAUGGGAAGAAUCGUGGAAACUGAAAAAGGAAGAGAUGGAAUUGUAAGAACAGCAGACGUAAAACAUUCGAAUGGCAAAAUCUUUCGACGAUCAAUCAAUCUUCUCUAUCCGUUAGAGGUUAACGAAGAAGAUACUACAGAGGAAAAAGGAGAAAUGGUGUCAGGAGAGCGUGAAGGUGAGGUUAAGAAAACAGCUGAAUCAACGGCCAUCAAUAACGGCGCUCCUAUCUCUUCUAAGAUAAGGAGUCACAACGUGGCGGCAAUCAAGCAACAAAUCAGCAGGCUGGAAAGUAACAAUCGUCUAGACGGAACGCUGGCCGGUGUUUUUCAGGCAGUGGUUCGCUAA
Gongylonema pulchrum is the source of this 489-nucleotide messenger RNA. Lineage: Eukaryota; Metazoa; Nematoda; Chromadorea; Rhabditida; Gongylonematidae. The record is from the annotation of a GenBank genome assembly.